AAAAAUUUAGCAAUUGUAUUACCGUUUCCAAGCAUUUUCUAGCAUUUGUACAUACCCAAUAAUUUUAAAUAACGCCCUUCCAGUUUUGUUGUACAACAUCAACAAAAUUUAAUGAAAUUAUAAUUUUUGUGAAAAUGAAAAUCAUAAAUUUUAUAUUGAUUAUAACAACUAUAUUCAUUGAUUUUUCGAAAAGUCAACCAACUUCAAAAACAAAAUACGGAAAUAUAAUUGUUAAGGGCGGAAGAAAUACAAUCAACAUAAUAUAUCCAUCAGAUCAAUAUAUUCCGUAUAAUGGAACAGUAGAAAUUACUAAAAGUAUUGAAAAAUCUCUUGAAAACUUUUUUGACCGAUUGUAUAAUACAACAAUCAAAGCAUUGCAAGCUAAUCCUAAUGGUUUACAAAGUAAUUUUGAUGAAACGAAAUUUCCUAUAAAUUCAAGAAAUUCAGAUAAAGAUUUUGGAAGGCAAAUUACUGAGGCUACAGAUAAAUUGGAUUUGGAAAAAUAUGAUACUGAUAAUUAUGAUACCAAUAAAUUUAGUAAUACAAAACCAAUAAAUGAUAACGAUAGUAAAAAAUCAACAAAGGACGUACCAAAUCAAACAACCGAAAUUAAGCAACCAGAAAAAAAUUUAAAAGAUGUCACAAAUUAUGAUUGUGGUAUUAUAUCGAAACCAGUUAAAUCACUGGUUGGGAAAAGUAUUCCACCAGGAGCAUGGCCAUGGUGGGCACCAAUAUUAAAAUAUAAUUCAAAGGGACUAUUGGAAUAUGACUGUGGAGGUACACUUAUAUCAAAAUAUGUGGUAUUGAGUGCGGCAAGUUGCUUCCCGAAAGAAACUUUAUUCAGUAUUAAUUUAGAAAUAGAAAAAUAUCGUAUUGGUUUAGGACUUUCUGAUCGAAGUAAUUUCAAAGAAUCAAAUUCUUUUAUAGCCAAAAUUACAGAGAUAAUAAUACAUCAAAAUUAUGAUGAUGAGGCAAUAACAGAAUCUUAUAAUAAUAAUAUUGUUAUGAUGUUUUUACAAAAAUGGCAUAAUUUCAAUGAAAGAAUUCGACCAACAUGUAUUUGGCCAGAUAAUCCUAGUCAAAGUGAAAUUGAAAAUGAGGAAGGUUAUGUUGUUGGUUUUGUUAAUAAUAAACCGAAUACUAAUUUCAGUAUAUUUAAAACUAAUAUUCAAUCAUCAGAAAGUUGUAUUAGAUCAAAUCCGAAUUUAAAAUCAAAAAUAUCAGAUACAAAUUUCUGUACCAAAGCUAAUUCUGAAACUUUUUGCUUUAAUAUAUAUGGUCAAGGUUUAUUAAUUGAAAAAAAUGAUAAAUUAUACUUGAGAGGAAUUCUUGUGGGUAGUAUAGCAACUGCGUAUACAUUUUGUAAUUUGAAUGUAGAAGCUAUAUAUACAGAUGUUUCCAAGUUUUACGAUUGGAUAACACAGAAUAUAAGAGACUAUGAUUAUGAAGAGGAAUCUUAAACGAAAUGAAGAUAUGCAAUUUCAAUACAAUUUGAAAUUCUAAAAUUUUGAUUAAUUUUGUGAGAUUAAAUUUUAAUAAAAUUUAUAUAUAAAGUUUCAAAAAAUAUUAUUAGAAAGCAUUUUGAAUAAAAUACUAUUUCUCUUUAUAUCUAAUUCGAAUAUAUCUAA
Condylostylus longicornis is the source of this 1628-nucleotide messenger RNA. RefSeq names its product serine protease gd-like. NCBI's taxonomy places the organism in Eukaryota, Metazoa, Arthropoda, Insecta, Diptera, Dolichopodidae. The transcript is spliced from 4 exons. The record is from RefSeq and is a predicted model, not a curated record. Gene Ontology annotation, molecular function: serine-type endopeptidase activity. Gene Ontology annotation, biological process: proteolysis. Bases 135 to 1460 code for a protein of 441 amino acids.